UCCCCACCUGUCUCUUCGUUUUCCUACUUAACUUCGUAGAGAAGCCACCGAUUCUCACUUUCCCCCUCUCAUAGCAACUCAGUUAAGCUGGCACUACACGCAAGAAAGAAAGAAUCCGAAUUGAAUCAUUAGAAGCUGAGAAAUUAAUUCACACAGAUCAUAGUAGCCAUAAUGGGCGUGCCUUCGUUCUAUAGAUGGUUGGUUAACAAAUAUCCCAAGGUCGUGCAAGACGUGGUGGACCCCACCAUGCAAGAAGACCCAAAUGGAGUGAAGUUUGGUAACUUGUAUCUUGACAUGAAUGCAAUCAUCCACCCAUGUUUUCACCCCGAAGAUGAUGACAAUAUUCCAUUUCCUACAACGUUCCAAGAUGUGUUCAGGAAUGUGUUUGACUACAUUGAUCGGCUUGUUGAAACUGUUAGGCCUUCGAAGCUCCUUUACAUGGCUAUUGAAGAGGCUCUGUGUUUCUCGUGCAUAGACGGGGUUGCACCACGUGCCAAAAUGAAUCAACAAUGAUCAAGGCGUUUUCGAGCUGCCAAGGACAAUGAAAUUCAAGAAGCUGAGGAAGAGAGGCUAAGGAGACAAUUCGGAAUGAAAAGGAAACAAGUUCUUCCUAAACAGCAAUCUGAUGUGUCAGAUUCAAAUAUCAUAACACCUGGCACUGAGUUCAUGCAUGAACUAUCUAAGGCCCUUAAAAGCUACAUCUCUUCAAGGAUAACCUCUAACUCAUUAUGGAAGGAUAUUAUGGUAAUUCUUUCUGAUGCUAAUGUUUCUGGAGAAGGGGAACAUAAGAUUAUGUCAUACAUAAGGAAACAGCUUAGUCUUGAGGGAUACAAUCCAAAUACCAGUCACUGCUUAUAUGGCUCAGAUGUUGAUCUUAUAAUGCUGGCAAUGGCAACUCAUGAGCCCCAUUUUUCAAUAUUAAGAGAGGAUGUACCAAUACAGCGGCAGCACUCAAAAGAUGCCGCUAAGCCUUUCAAGGGGGCUAUUGAUUUGCUAAUGACUGUUUACAAGAAAGAAUUCAAUAAACUUGGAGGAUAUCUUGUGGACAUGAGCAUGAGCAGAAUUGGGGAGAAAAAUGCUGCUUUCUUGAAGUUAUCCAGACUUGAAAAAUUUAUACUUGCUGUUGGUGCAUAUGAAGAGAAAAUCUUUAAGAAAAGAUCUGAAAUACGAGAAAAAUAUCUGCGAAGGUUUAUUAGAGAUAGUGAGGAUGCUAAGCAGGACGAAGAAAAUGCAACAUGUUACUCAGAUCUUGAUGAAGAAAAUACUUCUGAUUGUACUCUUCUGAUUAAGUCUGUUUUGGUCAACAAUGUUUCAGCUACACAUGCUGAAUAUCAGAUUGAGCAGAACACAAAGGAUUUGAAAGACGAAUUGAAGAUAUGUAUUAGAGAAAAAUGUGACUUGUUUCAGAGCGGGAAUUUCCUAACAGACAAGAUAAAAUUGGGAACAACUGGUUACAAAGAAAGAUAUUAUAAAGCAAAGUUUUCUGUAGAGGGACCUACCGACAUUGAGUGCAAAAGAAAAGAAAUAGUGUGUGUUUCUUCACACAACUUUGCCAGCUGCUUUCAUGUUUGGUUUUGUUCUUUUCCCUUCUCAUUAGACAUGCACUAGCAGAGUACCUUUUGCUAGUCAACUUUCAAUGGUGGUGGUGAUAGAUUGCAAUUUAAUUGUAGGUCCAGAAGUACACGGAAGGUUUGGUGUGGGUUCUUCAAUACUAUUUUUCAUCAGUUGCUUCAUGGACAUGGUUUUAUCCAUUCCACUAUGGUCCAUUUGCUUCUGACUUAAAAGGCAUGGGUCAGGUGAGAGUAAAAUUUGAAAAAGGUGUCCCAUUUUUACCACGUGAUCAACUUUUAAGUGUCCUUCCCCCAGCAAGGAAAAUGAGGCCAUAAGAAAUUCAGUCAAAGCUGAUAGCUUGUUUGUUAGAAGUGCUAGCGAAUUAGCUGAGAAAUUUGGUUCUCUUUCUCUAGACACAAACCCACCAUGCAAAUUAGAAACAAUAAGCAGUGACGGCAUUGGGGGUAACAUAAGUCUUUGUGACGAGUUCAUUGAGAAGCCUUGCUUGGACAUUUGCGACAACAAAAAAGAAGACAGUGUCUUAUGUGUCUAUUACGAGCUUCCGGCUGGUAGUAAUCAUAUUCCUCGUUUACUUUCGGAUGUGAAGCUUCCAGAAAAGACAAUCUUUGAAAUUGACAUUAUGGAAACAGAACUCUGGCAUGAACCUCAGAAAUAUUAUAGUCGUUUUGAGAGGGUGCAAAAUCAAGACAAGUGGAGGAGUGAAAACACAAGCAAUACUUCAAGGUUUCCCCCCAAUGCAAGUAACCAACAUGCAAGAAGCUUUGUUUACAAAGAUGCUGGUGUUGGAUUGGGUUCGGGUAGAGGGA
Molecule: messenger RNA, 2378 nt
Organism: Glycine soja
Lineage: Eukaryota; Viridiplantae; Streptophyta; Magnoliopsida; Fabales; Fabaceae
Product: 5'-3' exoribonuclease 3-like
Exons: 19
Coding region: 589-1608 (339 amino acids)
Biological process (GO): nuclear-transcribed mRNA catabolic process
Cellular component (GO): nucleus
Molecular function (GO): 5'-3' RNA exonuclease activity; RNA binding
Source: RefSeq, a predicted model, not a curated record